UUGUAAUAUGACAUUUAAUAGACAAUAUAUAAAUAACUAUUAAUUCAUUACAUUAAGGAACGUCUAGAAGAAACAUUGAGAUCAUCUCCCUAACAUGAGUGCUGGGGGAAAAGUAGGACCAUCAUGUUUGUCUUGAUUUCACCUGAUCAGAUCUCAGCCACUUACACGCUAUUAGAGAUCAACUGAUACCCACUUCGCCCAAUCUCGUCUUUUUGUUGGGAAUCUGAUCUCCUCAUUGGCUAUUUCAUACCUUUAAACUAACUACUCUAUGACAUCAUUCUCCCACCAAACCUACCACCUGGUAGAAUCUUGAGGUUUCCAUGGAGUUGUCUGUAAAUAAAUUUGGAUCAUCGCAAGUGACUAGUGACCAGUGACCAGUGACCUUCGUACUGGACACAUGCAGUCUUUGGCUUCAGCCACUGAGACAUCUUCUAGCAUCAUUACCUCAACCCUUGGAUGUGCGAGUGAUGUUUCUUCUGUGACCAUGUCAGAAAAUUUCCAAAAUUCAUCUCUACUUGGAACUGCAAGUUCUUUGCAGCUCUCUGUUCCUGUGGUGAGCAAUGCAGCUUCUCUAACAGGAAGUGUCUGCAACUUCUCCAGAGUCUCAGCUCCAGCCGUCAGCUCAGCGUGGCUACUGCCAUCAACCUCUGGCACCUCUUUCCAGCCCCUUGUGGGUAGUGCCUACCUUUACCAACAUUCUAGCACAACUAUGUUGUCUGGGGUUUCUGGCCAGAGCCAGAUCUCCACUUCAGCUACCUCCUAUCCAGGUAUUUUUGAGUGGGAUAUCACAGGAGGUACUGAAAAGAAGUCGUCUUCACUUAGUGACUUCACCGUGACAGUCAUUGACCAGGGCACAACUGUUUCUUCGAUGUCUACCACAGCCCAAUAUAAUAAAACCUCAGAUGCCAAUAUUAUGGUCCCUCUGUAUCCAUCAUUGUCUGCCAGCCUGGUUCAGGGGACACCAUCUCAGAUUCCAAAUCAGGAAUAUAACUUGUCACUUCCUUACCAGGAAGGAAGCCAGGUCUAUUACUACAAUCAAGGCAACCUGGGACCUCUACUGUCUGGAGAACUUGGCCCCUGCCUGCAAUCCUAUGGCUCUGUGUCCUACACAGGAAGUAGGGCCUCAGCUCCUCAACCAGAAAUGGUGAUGGUGCUAAAAGAGGUUCAGCCCACGAGUGUAUUACCACCAGUAUCCACCUCUGGAAUCUACUACUCUGUGUCUGCUCAACCCAUCACAGAAACAAGUUUUCAAGUGAUGGAAACUUCCCUGGGGAUGGAGACCUCCUUGGGAUUGCAACCUCCAGCUCAGACAUUUUGUCUGCCACAAACUCAAGAAUUCCCCAAGUCCUGUAGUAGCAGAAAUAUCCAGAUAAUUGAGAGUCACUCACCACCUGGGCUUGAGGACAUUUCAAUGGUAAGUCCAGUCCAGAGUUCUACUAAUCUGUUGGCACUGCCUCCAGCUCCAAGCCAGGAGCAAACAGAGAAUAAGAAUUUGGAUGAGAUUGAAACCAAGCUUUUAAACUCUCAGGAUGCCUACCAGAUCCCAAUAGAAAACCAAGAUCUUCCACUGCUCCCUUUGGAGAUCCCUGAUAUUCACCAACUUCUGGCCUCCAUCGAUCCUCUUGGCCAAGAGGAGAAGCCUAGUUCUGAAAAUGCCAGUCUGGGAAAAACUAGUGUGAGUCUGGAGGACCAAGAGACACUUGAAAAUGAGAUUAAGUCCUUUAAUGGUUUUGCAGACAUAGCUACACUGGUGGAAGACAUUCACCUUCCUCCACUCUUUGAUUCCUUGCAAGACCUUGACCCAUCAAAAGAUCUCCUGGCAAUUGAAGAUGAAGGUACCAGAGUCAUCAAGGUAGAUCAGGUGCUGGAAAAUCCAAGUGUCAAAAAUGGUCUUUAUGAUCAAGUUAGGAAGAAUAAGCAUAAGGCCUCUGAGCCUCUCAAUGGUGCACCCAACGCCAAAAUCCAGCCAAAGAAUUCCGAGUGCCCGAUAGGGGGAGAAGUGGUAGUUUUCAGUGCUACGGCCAGUGAUGAGGCCCUUGUGAAUGAAGCCAAGCAGUCUAACAGCAAACGUCAGAAACCUGGCUCUAGCAGGACCAGCAAAACUAAGAGCCAUGGGCAGGAGAAGAUCAAAAAGACCAGAGAAAAAAACUCUAAGAAAACUGAAGAGAGUAAGCAGUCAGGGAUCAAAGUCAAGGCAGAGGAGAAGCCAACUGUUUCCAAGCUGAAGCGGAAGAAAAAUCAACCUGAGCUGAGCCAAGAGACCUUUAAGAAGCCUCGAAGCUGCCUAGGCAUGCACAUGCUGGAGUCCGUGCAGGUUUUUCAUGCACUGGGGAAGAAGAAUGAUAAGAAAAUGGGACUCUCUUCCUCCCGAAUCCUAGGAAACUCAAACACCACCAAAGUCCUCCAGCCAGCCCCACCUAUCAAACUAUGGCUGGAUACUCCAUGUGAAGGCAAAGGUCCUGAGAAAACUCAAGUUAAAGCCCAGAAACUAGAGGGCAGUGCUGACCAAGAGUGUCCAUCUCCUUCCCAGUAUGAGCUGCCACCACCUGGGAAGGUCAAGUUGAUCCCUUUGCCUUUUCCGACUCUGGACAAGCCUCAAGUUCGACCCAUUCCACGGAGGCCGCUGAGUCUGGUUUCACAUAGACCUGCUGUAUCUUACCCUGCCCGGCCUGGUUCCACCAACUCAGCUCAACCUAUUGCAGUCAAUCCAGCUCGACCAGCUCCUGCCAAUGCAUCUUCAACGGGUCCUCCGAGACCAGCUCAGCCGAUUAUAACCAGUGCGACCCGACCGGGUUUGGCCAACCCUACGCGGCCGAGUGUCCCCCAGUCUGCUGCUCCUAGGCCGACACCCUACAAAACGUCAUCUUGUACUUCUCUCCAGCGGGAGCCUAUUUCUGCAGCUGUGAUCAAGCCCCAGUCACCGCCCAAGCCUCAAAACCGUUUUCUACUCCAAGAUUUCAGCCUCCAACCAAUUCCGUGGAGGAAACCCAAUGUUCCUGAGCCAGUGAUGUCAAAGCCCAUCACAGAUGAGCAGAGGCCUGAGCGCGAGGCCAUGAAGAGGAAAGCCCAACAAGAACGCGAGAAUGCUGCCAAAUAUACUUCUCUGGGGAGAAUGCAGUUUUUCAUUGAAAGGGAAAAAGAGCUGGGAAUCUCCCGAUACUACGGCUAUGCAAUGUGAGAGCUACCGAGAUGGUUGGUAGCACUUCAGCUAUCAACUGGUUUUCCACAUUUAUAUAGAUAGAUAGAUACACAUUUCUCUAUUUAUUCUGAUAUAUUUUUAAAACUUAAUAAAUCUGAGUAAAAAAGUAAUAGAAUUGAUUAAUAGUAAUAAAGAGGCCUUUUUAGUUUUGAGAUGCUGUUCCCUGGUUUUUCUGUGGUGGCAAUGGGG
Tupaia belangeri chinensis (Chinese tree shrew) is the source of this 3388-nucleotide messenger RNA. It is a transcript of the gene CUNH2orf78, whose product is annotated as chromosome unknown C2orf78 homolog. The transcript is spliced from 3 exons. Lineage: Eukaryota; Metazoa; Chordata; Mammalia; Scandentia; Tupaiidae. The record is from RefSeq and is a predicted model, not a curated record. Bases 398 to 3178 code for a protein of 926 amino acids.